AUGGCAAGGUUGAUUGCACUAACUUUCUUUGCAAUAUCGGUAGCCAUUGUUUCAACUUCAAGGCCAGAAGUUGCAGCUGCUGCCCCAUCUUGCUCAGUUGUCGGUACCAUGCUGGAGCCCUGCGAGCCAUAUGUAAUAGACCAAGGCAGUCAACCGAGCAGCGCUUGCUGCAAUGGUGUAAAAGAGGUAUCUGAUUCGGUAGAGUCCAAAGCAGACCUUGAAGCCGUCUGCAACUGCAUCAAAAACGCAUUGCCUUUGAUAGAAAAUGCUUCGCCUGCUCGCAUUUCUGGACUUCCCAAAGCUUGUGGAGUGAACAGUAACUUUCCCCCUUUUGAUCCCAACUACGAUUGCUCCAAGAUUUCUGAUUGA
Molecule: messenger RNA, 369 nt
Organism: Coffea arabica (coffee)
Lineage: Eukaryota; Viridiplantae; Streptophyta; Magnoliopsida; Gentianales; Rubiaceae
Product: non-specific lipid-transfer protein-like
Biological process (GO): lipid transport
Molecular function (GO): lipid binding
Source: RefSeq, a predicted model, not a curated record